Schistocerca nitens (vagrant locust) is the source of this 693-nucleotide messenger RNA. RefSeq names its product elastin-like. The transcript has 2 exons. NCBI's taxonomy places the organism in Eukaryota, Metazoa, Arthropoda, Insecta, Orthoptera, Acrididae. The coding region runs from base 1 to 693 and encodes 230 amino acids. The record is from RefSeq and is a predicted model, not a curated record.
AUGGCUGCUGAGUGGGCGCCGGACAAGGCGCUGCGGUGUCAGACUCCUUGGGGGUGCCCAAGGAAAGCGGCUGCAGUACAGGCUGCACAGCCACCGCUUGGGAAGGCGGCCCGGCUGAGGGGUCGACGUCCAUCAGCUCCGAAGGCGGUGGUGACCGAAGAGGGACCGCAGGCGCCGGAGCGACCACCCGGGGCGCUCCCGUAUGAAGCUGCGCGGGAGGCAUCAACGGGACGGGUCGUCGGCGUGGUAGCGGCGACUGCUGCUGCUGCUGUCCUGGGGGCGGUAGCGAAGUCAGAAGGCGCGGCUGGAACCCGCCGCGGACCAAAUCUGUGGACAAAGAACGAGCGGCAGAAUCCGGGCGGCCAGCACGGCGCAACUGGUUCUGAUGCCUCCUGUGCACCCCAAUUUGGUCCGCUGCGGGUUCCAGCCGCGCCUUCCGACUUCGCUGCCGCCCCCAGGGCAGCAGCAGCAGCCGUCGCCGCUACCACGCUGACAGCCCAUCCCGUUGAUGACUCCCGCGCAGCUUCAUCCGGGAGCGCCCCAGGUGGUCGCUCCGGCGCCUGCGGUCCCUCUUCAGUCGCCACCGCCUUCGGAGCUGAUGGAUGUCGACCCCUCAGCCGGGCCGCCUUCCCAAGCGGUGGCUGUGCAGCCUGUCCUGCAGCCGCUUUCCUUGGGCACCCCCAAGGAGUCUGA